Messenger RNA from Aegilops tauschii subsp. strangulata, 994 nucleotides. Its product is annotated as deSI-like protein At4g17486. Gene Ontology annotation, molecular function: deubiquitinase activity. Gene Ontology annotation, biological process: protein deubiquitination. The record is from RefSeq and is a predicted model, not a curated record. Lineage: Eukaryota; Viridiplantae; Streptophyta; Magnoliopsida; Poales; Poaceae.
GUGGUAGUACUCUCCUAGAUAAUCCUCGACGCUAACUACGCUUUCCCCUCCCCUCUCCGAGCCCAAAACCAAGCAAAAUCGAAUCGAUACGGACCAAAUUCGGCUCCGCAUGGGUUUCCCCAGGCACUGAUCCGGCGGGUGGACGCUAAUGCGGCGCCGCUGAAGGGAUCUGCUGCGCCCGCGGGGUUCGCAUGGCGGCACAGAACGGCGGCGGCGGCGGCGCCGGCGCCGGCGCGGCGGUGGUCCUCAACGUGUACGACCUGACGCCCAUAAACGACUACCUCUACUGGUUCGGCCUCGGCAUCUUCCACUCCGGGAUCGAAGUUCAUGGUUUGGAAUAUGCUUUUGGAGCCCAUGAUCUCUCAACCAGUGGGGUUUUUGAGGUUGAACCAAAAUGUUGCCCUGGCUAUGUCUAUAGAAGGUCGGUAUGGAUGGGUACAACUGAGAUGUCUAGGGCAGAGUUCCGCUCGUUCAUUCAAACUCUUGCAGGAAAGUACAAUGGGAAUACAUAUCAUUUGAUUUCAAAGAACUGCAACCAUUUUACAGAUGAUGUCUGUAAGAACAUAACCAAAAAACCAGCCCCUGGAUGGGUAAAUCGGCUAGCAAGAGUGGGCUACUUUUUCAAUCGCCUCCUACCAAAAAGCAUUCAAGUCUCUACUGUUACUCACGGAGCAACCCAUCCUGCAUUCUCUGAUGAUGAUGUGGAUUCAUCAGGUUCAUCCCUUAAUGGAGACAGUGAUAUGGAUGACCUGGAUCAGCACCUGCUACCAGCCGCAGGCACUGACCUUCAAUCUAUAGUCGUGUCACCAAAGCUAUCGAAAGACCUCGUUUGAAUUAUCCUACCAUUUGGGUUCCCUGCUGCAGUUUAACGGUCGUACUUCGCCAGCUUGUGUGAUAUCCAAGUAUAGUUGAAUGUUGAUUGUAUUGAUUCUUUUCCAACGAGUUUUGCUGUGUAUGCAUAUAGGAAUUGUCUGGUAAAGAAGUGAUUUUGCAA